AUGUCGUGCAUCCACUACAAGUUCUCCUCCAAGCUGGACUAUGAUACGGUCGCCUUCACUGGCCUCCACAUCUCCCUGCAUGACCUCAAGCGUUGUAUCAUGGGCCGUGAGAAGCUGAAGGCGGCCAACUGUGACCUGCAGAUCAUCAAUGCCCAGACCAAAGAAGAAUACACAAAUGAUAAUGCCCUGAUUCCUAAGAACUCCUCGGUAAUAGUUAGAAGAAUACCAGUUGGAGGAGUUAAAGCUACCAGCAAAACAUGUGUUAUAAGUCAAACUGAGCCAGUGAGUGGAACGUCAAAAGCAGUACGUAAAAAUACAAUCUCACACAUUUUUCUACACAGUGCACUUGAUUCUAAACAAUGUAACCUUGUAUUAAAUUUCCAAACAUUAACUUAA
Messenger RNA from Pterocles gutturalis (yellow-throated sandgrouse), 396 nucleotides. RefSeq names its product E3 ubiquitin-protein ligase RBBP6-like. Gene Ontology annotation, cellular component: nucleus. NCBI's taxonomy places the organism in Eukaryota, Metazoa, Chordata, Aves, Pterocliformes, Pteroclidae. The transcript is spliced from 3 exons. Gene Ontology annotation, biological process: mRNA processing; ubiquitin-dependent protein catabolic process; protein ubiquitination. Gene Ontology annotation, molecular function: ubiquitin protein ligase activity; zinc ion binding. The coding region runs from base 1 to 396 and encodes 131 amino acids. The record is from RefSeq and is a predicted model, not a curated record.